CUCUGUACACCCGCAGGUUAGAAACAUGACUUUGUCAACAUUUGGUCUCCUGCUCCUUCUGGUGCUCUCUGACUGCUCCUGGGCUGAGGAGAAGGAGCUGUCUGUCUCUGAAAUCCUGUGGAGGGCCAACAAGGACGUCGUUCGUACCAAAGAUGAGCCCCUUGUUAUCGACGACAUCGCUUACGAUAAUGAAAAUGACAGAAAUGCUGAUCCCUGCACCUCCAGGGGCUGCAUGUGGGGAAAGUCCUCUGAUGGAAAGGUCUACGUGCCCUAUGUUAUUGCUGGACAUUACUCUUCCCGUGAGCGAUCCAUCAUUGAGCGAGGGCUGCUGUCUUUCCAUGAUGUGACUUGCAUCCGCUUCGUUAGGAGAACUAAUCAGAGAGACUAUCUGAGCAUCCAGUCUGACAGCGGGUGUGUUUUCUGUGAAUGCUUCUGCGUGCUUAAAUGUCAAUGGCAAUUUACUUCUCACAGUCAGAAAUUUAUUAUGUGGAUGAUAAGCUGUUACUCCUACGUCGGUCGUCGUGGUUACAGUCAGACGUUGUCUCUGGACCGUCAGGGCUGCCUCUACCACAGCACCGUCCAGCACGAGCUGCUCCACGCUCUGGGCUUCAACCACGAGCAGUGCCGCUCCGACAGGGACCAGCACAUCCGUGUCCUGUGGCAGAACAUCCAGCGGGGUUGGGAGUACGCCUUUGACAAGAUCAACACUCUGAACCAGAACACCCCCUACGACUACAACUCUGUCAUGCAGUACCACAAAUAUGCCUUCUCCGGCAACAACAGGCCCACGAUGGAGCCCAUUCCCAACGCCAACGUUGAAUUCGGCACAGCCUCACAGAUGAGCAAGAACGACAUCGACAGAGUGAACAGGCUGUACAAGUGUUAGCCAUACGGUGGUUCAAGUGUUCACAACAUGAUGCCUCCUCUGACAUCAAAUCUCAUGUUCUUCAAGACAGUGAAUUAAAUUGGCACAAAUAAAGAUUUAUGAACAGA
Messenger RNA from Sphaeramia orbicularis (orbiculate cardinalfish), 993 nucleotides. Its product is annotated as high choriolytic enzyme 1-like. The record is from RefSeq and is a predicted model, not a curated record. NCBI's taxonomy places the organism in Eukaryota, Metazoa, Chordata, Actinopteri, Kurtiformes, Apogonidae. Gene Ontology annotation, molecular function: metalloendopeptidase activity; zinc ion binding. Gene Ontology annotation, biological process: proteolysis. Bases 26 to 886 code for a protein of 286 amino acids. The transcript has 8 exons.